Molecule: messenger RNA, 4578 nt
Organism: Conger conger (European conger)
Lineage: Eukaryota; Metazoa; Chordata; Actinopteri; Anguilliformes; Congridae
Gene: mical1
Product: microtubule associated monooxygenase, calponin and LIM domain containing 1
Exons: 27
Coding region: 267-4505 (1412 amino acids)
Molecular function (GO): protein binding
Source: RefSeq, a predicted model, not a curated record
GAACAACCAAGCGAGUCCGAAACGCCAGAAUUUUGUUGCCCGAAGUUAUAUCAUUUUAAAUAUAAAACUGAAGACCUGGGCAGAUGUACCCCUUAUUGGAAACGUCGAAAACACACCCAUUUCAGUCAUAGCAGAGAGCGGAGUAGCUGCCGUAUGCUCAAGUCCUGUGGGGAGAGAGCGGGGAGACAGUGAGGUCCAAAGUGAGAACAGCGUGAAAAGCGGAGCUCCUCGAUUCGGACUAUCACUCUCGUGCCUAGCACGUUAGCAUGGAGCCCGCGGACGCCCCCUGCCCGUCCCACGCCUCCUUCGACAGCUUCAUCCAUGCCCAGAGCUGCAAGGACGUGCAGCAGAACUUCGCCGAACUCUGUCGCCACCUGAAGGUCGACCCUCACGACUACCGAUUCUUUUACGCCAAGCUGAAGGAGAGGCUCAACUACUGGAAGGCCAAGGCCCUCUGGACCAAGCUGGACAAGCGGGCCGCCCACCCCGACUACCAACGGGGCCAGGCCUGUGCCAAGAACAAGUGUUUGGUGCUGGGGGCGGGCCCGUGUGGAUUGCGCACAGCCAUAGAGUUGGCCUUCCUGGGGGCCCAGGUGGUGGUGUUGGAGAAGCGUGACUCUUUCUCGCGUAACAACGUGCUGCACCUGUGGCCCUACACCAUCCACGACCUGCGCGGCCUGGGGGCCAAGAAGUUCUACGGGAAGUUCUGCUGCGGCUCACUGGACCACAUCAGUAUCCGGCAGCUGCAGCUGAUCCUGCUGAAGGUGGCUCUGCUCAUGGGCGUGGAGGUGCACACUGGGGUGGAGUACAAGGGCCUCCUGGAGCCACAGGUCGACGCUAAAGGAGACGUCACAGGAUGGAGGGCGGAGCUUCGGCCCCAGUCGCACCCCAUUAGCUCAUUUCAGUUUGACGUUUUCAUCUCUGUCGGAGGUGGCCGCUUCGUCCCAGAAGGGUUCAGGAGGAAGGAGCUUCGGGGGAAGCUGGCCAUCGGCAUCACGGCCAACUUCAUCAACCACCGCACAGCGGCCGAGGGCCAGGUGGCUGAGAUCAGCGGCGUGGCCCGCAUCUACAACCAGAAGUUCUUCCAGAACCUUCUCACCGAGACAGGAAUUGACCUGGAGAACAUUGUCUACUACAAAGACGACACCCACUACUUUGUCAUGACGGCCAAGAAGAAAAGCCUGUUGACUAAAGGAGUUUUAAAACAGGACCACAGCGACGCAGAGGAGCUCCUCUCCCCGGACAACGUGAACCAGGAGGCCCUGCUCCGCUACGCCCAAGACGCGGCCCACUUCUCCACCCAGCGGCUCCUGCCCAGCCUGGAGUUCGCCCAGAACCACGCGGGCCGGCCAGACGUGGCCAUGUUCGACUUCACCUGCAUGUUCCGCGCAGAGAACGCCUCGCUGGUGCGGGAGAGGCGCGGCAGGAAGCUGCUCGUGGGCCUGGUGGGAGACUGCCUGGUGGAGCCCUUCUGGCCCCUGGGUACAGGCAUUGCUCGAGGGUUCCUGGCUGCCUUCGACGCUGCCUGGAUGGUGAGGCGCUGGGGCCUGGGGGUCCCUCACCUGGAAGUCGUGGCAGAACGGGAGAGUGUCUACCAACUGCUGUCUCAGACCACGCCGGAGAACACCAGCAAGAACUACAGCGCGUACAGCAUCAACCCAACCACACGCUACCCCAACAUCAACCUCAAGUCCAUCAAAGCCAAUCAGGUGCUGCACCUGUACGAUGUUGAGGACGACAUGGACAGCAGCCGUCACAGCAGGAAUCAGAAAGCCAAGAUUCCACGCCUGCGCCAAGACUCGGUGGGGGGUUGUGAGGACCUGCUGUGCUGGUGUCAGCAGAGCACGGCGGGGUACAAACACGUGAAGGUGGAGGAUCUGACCCAGUCCUGGAGGUCCGGCCUGGCACUGUGCGCCCUCAUCCACCACUUCAGACCCUCCCUCAUUGACUACUCCUCUCUGGACGAAAUGGACGCCGCCGGCAAUAACCAGCUGGCGUUCGACGUGGCGGAGGGCGAGCUGGGCAUCCCCCCCAUCAUGUCCGGGAGCGACAUGGCGGCCCAGAGCCAGCCGGACAGACUGGCCAUGGUGCUCUACCUCACCCAGUUCUACGACGCCUUUUCUCAGAGGACCCCCUCUGCAGAACCAGAUCUCCUCCUCCCGGCCUCCAAGCCCAUCUCCUUCUCCGGCACCCAGUCGGUGGUGUGCUUCCUGAGCAAGCUGAAACACAACUCCCUGCAGAGGCGCAAGGAAAAGCUGGCGUCUGAAAAGAAAGACAGAGGAAGCCUGAUGAGGUCAGAGAAGAAGGACAACGAAAAGCUGGCGGAAGACAGAGGAAGCCUGAUGAGGUCAGAGAAGAAGGACGACGCCGUGGGUUCCCCUGUGCCGGCCCUGUUGGCUCCAGGCAGCAGUGAGGUGUGCUACUUCUGUGGGCAGAGGGUGUACGUGCUGGAGCGGGUCAGCACCGAGGGCAAGUUCUUCCACCGCGGCUGCUUCACCUGCCACCAGUGCGGCUCCACCCUGCGGCUGGGCAGCUACGGCUUCAGCCAGCUGACAGGGAGGUUCUUUUGUGCACAGCACUCGGAGGAGGUGGACGGCCCCUGCAGCACACAGGAAACCCCAGGGGGCGACAGCGAGUCUGCUCUCCCACAGUCAAAAGAGAGCCAGGAGCACAGGCCUGCCCCGGCCUGGUCAGAGACUCCAAAAAUCAUUCAGACCCCUGACUCUCCGGGGGCGUCGAGGCACCUGGAAGGUUCCGCCAGCCCUGGGCACGGUUCUGUCGCUGAGCCGCGGGAGUGCCGGGAUGCAGAGGCUACAGGAAUGGGGAGGUCGACCAGCCACAAGUUCUCUCCUGUGGGAGACACAGUUCCAAAUGAACUUGACGACCGUGACAUCGAAAGUGGCGGAGAGUCUUGCGCUUUCUCCCCCGACCACCAGGGGGCAGACAGUCCUCGUCCAGUCCCGGCCGUCCGCACCUCUCACCUGGCCGUCAGGGUUCGGGUGGAGUCCUACGACGACACACCCCAGGUUCCCGAGCGUCACCCUCCGGUCCCGCAACCACGUGCUGCCCGUCACGAGACCCCGAACAUCGUCGAACUGGUGACCCCUCCGGGCGAGGAAGCUCACGGGGAUGAGAAGGACCCCCGCGGGACCAACGUGCUCCAGAACGAUGGGGAGGAGGACCCCACCUAUCCCAGAACGCCCCAGGUUCCUGAGCGUCACCCUCCGGUCCCCCAACCACGUGCUGCCCGUCACGAGACUACGAACGUCGUCGAACUGGUGACCCCUCCGGGCGAGGAAGCUCACGGGGAUGAGAAGGACCCCCGCGGGACCAACGUGCUCCAGAACGAUGGGGAGGAGGACCCCACCUGUCCCAGUACGCCCCAGGACUCGCGUCCCAAGCAGCCCCUGCGGAAGCUGCAGCUGACGGCCGAGGAGAAGAACCAGCUGCUCAACCUCAACUUCAGCCAUGACUCCGACCCGGAGACCCCCGCCGCCCUUCCAUCCUCGUCCUCCCCCUCCUCUUCCUCCUCCGCCUCGGCCUCCGCCCCCCCGAAGCCCCCCCGGGCCCUGCAGGUGGCCGACGGCAUGGAGGAGGUGGGGCCCUGGGGCGUGAGUCCAUCAGGGAGCGUGAGAGACCAGAGCAAUCGACGUUCCUUCAGGAGGAAGGAGGAACCGGGGGGCCAGCAAGCCUCUUUCCUCCACAGGCCCCGCUCCAAGUUCUCCCCCUGGAACCUCUCCUCCCCCCGGCUGGGCAGGGAACACCGAUUCGGAGGCACUGCGGGGCCCCUGGAGAAGCCAGGAUUAACAGCACCGCUUGAUGGCAACCUGCUGGAUGAUGCUGAAGAUGAUGAAGAUGAUGAUGACGAUGAUGACGAGGAGGAGGAGGUUUUCAGUGGGGAUGACGUCAUGGAUCUGUUUGAUGAAAAGUUCAACACGUUGCCCUCUGACCCCGUGGAGGCGCAGAAGUUAGAGCUGAUGAAGAUGCGGACCCUGGAGCGUCGAGCCAAAAUGUGCGAGAUGCAGCGCUUCCACAAAGCACAGUCUAUCCAGCGACGUCUGGAGGAGAUCGAGGUGACCUUCAAAGAGCUGGAGGACAAAGGGGUACAGCUGGAGCGCGUGCUCAGGGGAGAGGCAGGAUCAUCUGGGUCCUCAGACAUGAUAGAUCAGUGGAUCGCGCUGGUGCACCAGAAGAACUCCCUGGUCUCAGAGGAAUCUGAGCUCAUGGUGGCGUCUCGGCAGCUGGAGCUGGAGGAUAAGCAGAGCAUGCUGGAAAUGGAGCUGCGCAGAUAUAUGGAGAUGGACGACUCAGUGAAGAGCUCAGCGCAGCGGGCAGAAGAGGAGCGGGUGCUGCAGGAGAUGCUGGAGGUGGUGGACAUGAGGAACUCUCUGGUGGCCUUCCUGGAGGAGAAGAGGCUGAAGGAGAUCAACGAGCAGCUACACUGUGUGUCUGUGCUGGAGCCCAAGAGACCUCACACUGCAGGGGCACAGGUACACUGGGCCUGAGCUCUGUACACACACACACACACACACACACACUCACACACACACACACACACACUCACACACACACACACAC